Messenger RNA from Lineus longissimus, 2956 nucleotides. RefSeq lists its product as uncharacterized. Lineage: Eukaryota; Metazoa; Nemertea; Pilidiophora; Heteronemertea; Lineidae. Bases 237 to 1850 code for a protein of 537 amino acids. The record is from RefSeq and is a predicted model, not a curated record. The transcript is spliced from 4 exons.
UUUAAGGUCACAUUAAAUCCGAAAACCCUUACCUGUUUCGGAAACUCAGUGUUUUCAAAAUGGCGGACAGCCACCCUCAAAAUAUUUUGUUUUUGUGAAUUAUUCUUUCUUUAUAUGCAGUCUAUGUCAAUUUAGGAUUUGAAAAGAAGUUCAGUUGAUGCGGUGCUAUUGUAAGAACUACCAGAAUCUUAUAAACCGAAGUUGGUUUCCCAUACUUGCAUACUAUUACAAAGAAAAUGGCGCAAGAGAGAGUGACCAUAACUGGUGAUAUCAUUGAUGAUUUCAAGAGUGAGGGAGAUCCCUCAGAACCUGCGAGAGAAAACAUGCUGGUGGGCAUGAUCGAGUCAACAUCUGAACUGGUGGAGGAAUCAUGUAUUGUGGAUGGACGCUUCAAAGAAGUUAUUCGGGAGAAGGGCAGUCUGAUGAGUCAGACAUGGACAGAUCUAUUUUCACUAAUGAAUCAGUAUGAAGCUGAAUUAGUAAAUAAAAGUGGUGAAAUAGACAUCAGGGAGGCUAAACUAAAAAGUGAAGAAAGUAGACUAAAUCUGAGUGCGCUGAAAUCUUCAGAACCUUCACCAGUGAUAGCGGUGCUACAGCAGGACAAUGUUGAAAAAGACGAAAAAAUCAUGACUUACAUGGGAGAGAUAAACAGUUUAGAAAAAGAGCUAGCUGAAUUAAGAAAAGAAUUGCAGUUAAAAGACUUCCAUAUACAAACAAUUGAAAAGGAGUUGGCAAGCAAGGAUGUAGAUAUUAGCGGUCAUGAACAACGAAUCAAAGUGCUUGAUCGACGAAUUUUGGAUCUUUCAGCAGAAAUCAAGAACAAAGACUUUGUUAUUAGUCAGGUGUCGAAACAAGUUCGUUCCAUGGCGACACCUGGUGGAAAAUCAUGCUCAAGGCAGUCGAGAAAACGACCAAUUCUGGUGACGUCUGGUUCUGCUAAAGUAUUGAGAACAGGAGAUGACUCGGCAUCGGCCAUUUCUCUCCGAGCCUCUCCCAGACAAAGCUCUUCAUCACAAAAAAAUGACAAUUCCCGAUCGUCCCCUGAAGAUAGUGCUGAAGAUGACCCUAAAGACACAGAUUAUAUAUUAGAAGGUGGUGCUGAAUCAGUCGAUGACGAUUUUGACAAUCCUGAACCAGAACCAUCGACGAGUGAUGAUCUCGUUAAAGUGAAAACGGAACCAACAGAGGAGUCUGGCUUUGAAGUUUCUAUGGCGAAAUACCACCGAGGAGCUGAGUCUGAUUAUCCCACCAUGCCAUUGCCAUAUCCAGUCGCUGUCAGUCACACUCUUUCCGGCUCACCGGUAGUCUAUCCUAAGGACUCCAAGAAAACAAUGACAAUCGUCCACCACAAGACAGACCUUAACAGUUCCCCAACCAUGACACCCUUUUCUCAGCAGACUCUGAACACCUGCAACCCGCCUAAGUAUAACAUCAUCCCGAACCAACAGUGCAUAACAUCAACCGGGGUCCAUACCCUGGAGCGAUUACCGCCGACGAAACGGCGUAAAUAUUCGCAAAAACGUUGCCGUGUCUGCUACAGGCAAGGGAGGAGACGGGAAACGACCAUGUACUGUCCGACUUGUCCAUCUAAUCCUGGUCUAUGUGCUGGUUCUUGUUUUGAGAUAUAUCAUACGCUAAGUCCAGCUGAGUAUGAGGCCAAACCAAGCUUCUUGACACCAGAAGAUGAAGCCAAGUCGAGUGCGCUCUUAGUGGAGCACUCGCAUUCCCUCCUGGAAGAAAUUUAUGGCAUAAAGACGGAAAGUCUAGAUUCCACAUUCAAUGAAAGUGUCUCGGGUGACAUGGACUUGUCAGUGAAGGGUAGUCCAACUAUGAAUUUAGAGACAGAAUGAUUUUGCUUGGACAGUACAACAAUAAAAGUGUUGUAAACCCAAAGUAAUGGUCAAAUGAUAGUCUUGCUGCACGCUGCACCAUGAGAAACACUGUUGGUGGUAGUCUUAGAAGGUUCUAUUUUGUCAAAGAAUUGUCAAAACACAGGAAAUGUCUCAAAGGCCAGAUCAAGGUUGUUUUGACAUUAUUUUUGUGAUUUAGUCUAUGCAAUGAAUUGUACAAUUUAUGCUAAUAAAAGCUCUCGGUAUGUGUAGGUGGGGGGGGGGGGGUAACGGGUAAUGCAUCAUCUGCUUCAUAGAUCAAGCUCAAGUAGGAUUUAAGAUUCACUGUCAGUGGUUAUGGUUAAUGAGAGAAUUUGAGAACUUGAGAAUGGAUCAAGUUUUGAUUGAUUGUCACAAUUUUACAGAUUUUUGUAAUAUUGCUUGAAUGAUAAGUUUGUUUUAUGAGAUUCUUAGUAAAUGCAAAUGUGUUGGAGUUCAAAUUAAUGCAUUUCAUGAAAUGAUAUAUUUAGCUAAAAAGUAGAUGGUGAAAUAUAAGGACUUCAACUAAGUUCAAUUGCAAUUGACGGUGCCUCAGUUUAAUGUUGUAUAAAUAAGAAAUAUAUCAAGAAAUUGAUUGAGAUAUUGAAAAUGGUACUAGGUAAUAUUAUUAAUGGGAGCAUGGCGUUUUUUGCCGCUUUGUUUCAGACAUUAUCAGUCGUUUUGCUUGAAUGCGCUGUGAUGAUGAAUUGUAUGACACAGUCAUUGUAAUCAGAUUAUUGUGUUCUAGUUCAAGUCGAUGCAUUUUCCGUUUCCUCAGAUGAGAUCAUCUCCUCAGUACAGCCAAUCGGCUCCCAUCGUCAUACGAUUCAUUCAAAAAUCCUGUCGAAUUCACGUAUUAAUUUACAUCAAUUGUGUUAGCUGUGCUAUGUAAAUGACCUACCAACGAAAGGUGUUCAGUUCCUUUGGAUCACAGUGUUGUCAUCAGCCAUUUUAGGCCCAUGCAACCGGUGCCGUUUACUGUUAAAUUUUCUUAUCUUGCAUUGUAAGAAAUUUGACCUGAAAUAAUGAUGAAAUCCAUGUUGUAAUGGUAUUCUGAAUGGAAUAAAAAUGAUUUUUACUCUAUUUCA